This is a messenger RNA of Aspergillus piperis CBS 112811, 525 nucleotides long. RefSeq lists its product as uncharacterized. The coding region runs from base 1 to 525 and encodes 174 amino acids. The record is from RefSeq and is a predicted model, not a curated record. The transcript is spliced from 3 exons. Lineage: Eukaryota; Fungi; Ascomycota; Eurotiomycetes; Eurotiales; Aspergillaceae.
AUGGUAGCAGAUAGCGUCAUGCUACGAUUGAUUAAGGAAUUCCUCCAAAUCCUCAAAGAUAGUCCGGAGAUCAAAGCUAUCACCGGGUAUGGUCAGGCCCAAUGUGUCAUAGUUGGGGGUGCAGCAGUGCGCUGCUACGUCAGAAACCGUUCCGUUCGGAAUUUUGAAAUGCGGCGAGACCAGUUGGUCUGGCAUACGAUAUAUGACACUAUUCGAAUUGGCAUCCUGCCAACCGAUGAUUUCGCGACGAUUCCGAAAAAUCUGCAACUGCGCGGCAAUUUAGAUCCCGAUGAUCUCCCUGUCAUUCCUCUGACCGAAUUGAUUAUAUUCAAAGCCCAAGCUUGUGGGAACCGGUCAACGGAGCAGAAUGAAAGAGAUGCCACUGAUGUUAUCGAGCUAAUGAAACUGUUCCCCGGUCGAUCAUUCCGACGCCGGCUCAUGGAUCGUCAGUGGGCAUCGCUGCAACUUGUGAAACCCUCCCUUAAAGCAAGCAAGUCAGAUUAUGAUUGGGAUACAGCCUUUUGA